UACCUGAUAUUAUCAGGUUGACUUGCUUCUUUCCUUUUGCUCUGAGAUGGGGUUUUCUUCAGUGGUGCUUGUUGGCCAUGAUGAUGGAGGUCUGCUUGCUUUGAAGGCUGCACAAAAAGUCCAAACCUCAAUGAAUUCAUUCAAUAUUACAAUCAAAGCAGUGGUUUUGCUAAAUGUUAGCUUGUCAAGAGAAGUUGUUCCCGCCUUUGCAAGGAUACUCUUGUGCACUUCACUCGGGAAGAAGAACUUAGUCCGUCCGCUUCUGCGAACAGACAUGACACAAGUGGUGAAUAGACGCGCAUGGUAUGAUGCAAUCAAGUUAACAACAGAAGUUUUGAGCUUCUACAAGGCCCCACUAUGUGUAGAAGGUUGGGACGAAGCACUUCAUGAGAUAGGCAGGUUGUCACAUGAAACAAUACUUUCACCCCAAGAUGCAACAUCGCUGUUAAAAGCUAUUGAAGAGAUGCCAGUAUUGGUGGUUGCUGGUGCUGAAGAUGCCCAUAUUUCGCUUAAAUCUUCGCAGGCCAUGGCUUCAAAACUUGUAAAUUCUAGACUGGUUGCAAUAUCCGGCUGCGGCCAUCUUCCGCAUGAGGAAUGCCCCAAGGCGUUACUUGCAGCCAUUUCACCUUUCAAAAGCAGAUUGCUACUCAAACCAGAAUAGCAUAGUUAGUUGGAUACUCUCUUUUUAUUUCU
Molecule: messenger RNA, 693 nt
Organism: Hibiscus syriacus
Lineage: Eukaryota; Viridiplantae; Streptophyta; Magnoliopsida; Malvales; Malvaceae
Exons: 4
Coding region: 47-661 (204 amino acids)
Source: RefSeq, a predicted model, not a curated record